CUGCCAUUCGAAGGUUGUUGGAUGAUUAGAUGCAUGGUGCUGCCACCGCCAUCACCGUCGCCAACUCUGAAUUCUGCCGAACCACGUCCUUGCCCUUGGCACUACGCGUCAACCUGCUUACGCUUCCUCUGCCUCUGGCUCUGGGUGUUGCCGCUUGCUACAGGGUGUGGCUCCGGUGUGAGGCGCGCCAACGCAAGACCAAUUCUUACUAACGGACCUUGCAUUUGAGUUGUCACGGAGAAGGAUGUGGUUGGCAGCAACAGCGAGGAUUUUAUACCGAAGUAGCGCCG
This is a messenger RNA of Hyaloscypha bicolor E, 290 nucleotides long. RefSeq lists its product as uncharacterized. The record is from RefSeq and is a predicted model, not a curated record. The coding region runs from base 30 to 212 and encodes 60 amino acids. The transcript has a single exon. Lineage: Eukaryota; Fungi; Ascomycota; Leotiomycetes; Helotiales; Hyaloscyphaceae.